Messenger RNA from Odocoileus virginianus texanus, 4800 nucleotides. It is a transcript of the gene TGM6, whose product is annotated as transglutaminase 6. Gene Ontology annotation, cellular component: cytoplasm. Lineage: Eukaryota; Metazoa; Chordata; Mammalia; Artiodactyla; Cervidae. The record is from RefSeq and is a predicted model, not a curated record. Gene Ontology annotation, molecular function: protein-glutamine gamma-glutamyltransferase activity. Gene Ontology annotation, biological process: peptide cross-linking.
GGCUGCUCAGAAACACUGUCCUGACGGCUCACACACCACCAAGCAGAGGAAGCAAGGAGUCGGGCAGCCCUGUCAUGGCAGGGAUCAGAGUCACUGAGGUGGACUGGCAGCUGCUGAGCAACGGCACGGCACACCACACCCAGGAGUACCCCGGCUCUGAGCUGGUGGUCCGCAGGGGCCAGAGGUUCACCUUCACACUGGAGCUGAACAGACCGCUGGAGAGCGAGGAGACCCUCAUCUUCACCGUGGAGACAGGACCCCAGGCUUCUGAGGCCCUCCGCACCAAAGCCGUGUUCCAGACAUCAGAGCUGGAGCGUGGUGACACCUGGAUGGCAGUGAAGGAGGCUCAGACAGAAAACACCACGACCUUCAGCCUUGCCAGCCCUCCUAAUGCCAUCAUUGGCCGUUACCAGCUGAGCGCCAGGGUUUCCUCUCGCCGCAAACAUAAUGACUGGAAGCUGGGCGAGUUUAUUCUCCUUUUCAACCCAUGGUGCCCAGAGGACGAUGUGUUCCUAGACUCAGAGGAAGAGAGACAAGAGUAUGUGCUCAACGACAGCGGGAUCAUCUUCCGCGGUGUGGAGAAGCGCAUCCGAGCCCAAGGCUGGAACUUCGGGCAGUUUGAGGAGGACAUCCUGAAAAUCUGCCUCUCCAUCCUGGACCGAACCCCUAGUUACCAAGACGACCCAGCCACCGACGUGUCCCACCGCCAUGACCCCAUCUACAUCACCAGAGCUGUCAGCGCCAUGGUGAACAGCAACAACGACCGGGGCGUGGUCCAAGGCCAGUGGCAGGGCAAGUACGGCGGCGGCACCAGCCCCCUGCACUGGCGAGGCAGCGUGGCCAUUCUGCACAAGUGGUUCAAGGGCAGGUUCAAGCCAGUCAGAUACGGCCAGUGCUGGGUCUUCGCUGGAGUCUUGUGCACAGUCCUCAGGUGCCUGGGGAUCGCGACGCGGGUUGUGUCCAACUUUAACUCGGCCCAUGACACGGACAGGAACCUGAGUGUGGACAAGUACGUGGACUCCUUCGGGCGAACACUGGAAGACCUGACGGAAGACAGCAUGUGGAAUUUCCAUGUCUGGAAUGAGAGCUGGUUUGCCCGGCAGGACCUAGGCCCCUCUUACAAUGGUUGGCAGGUUCUGGACGCCACCCCCCAGGAGGAGAGCGAAGGGGUGUUCCGGUGUGGCCCGGCCUCAGUCACCGCCAUCCGCGAGGGCGACGUGCAUCUGGCCCACGAUGGUCCUUUCGUGUUUGCCGAGGUCAACGCAGACUACAUCACCUGGCUCUGGAAUGAGGAUGAGAGCCGGGAGCGUGUGUACUCAGACACGAAGAAGAUCGGGCGGUGCAUCAGCACCAAGGCGGUGGGCAGCGACUCCCGCGUGGACAUCACCAGCCUCUACAAGUAUCCGGAAGGGUCCCGGAAGGAGAGGCAGGUGUACAGCAAUGCCAUGAAGAAGCUGUUCAGUGUGGAAGCCUCUGGAAGGAGGGCCCGGGUCCGCAGAGGGGGCGGCCGUGGUCUCUGGCGUGAUGACCUCCUGGAGCCUGCCACCAAGCCCAGCAUCACCGGCAAGUUCAAGGUGCUGGAGCCACCUGUGCUGGGCCAUGACCUGAAGCUGGCCCUGUGCUUGACCAGCCUCACCUCCCGGGCCCAGCGGGUCCAAGUCAACUUGAGUGGUGCCACCAUCCUCUACACCCGCAGGCCAGUGGCAGAGAUCUUGCACGAAUCCCACACAGUGAAGCUAGGGCCAGAAGAAGAGAAAAAGAUCCCAAUUGCCAUAUCUUAUUCUCAAUAUAAGGAAGACCUGACAGAGGACAAGAAGAUCCUGUUGGCUGCCAUGUGCCUUGUGACCAAAGGAGAGAAGCUCCUGGUGGAGAAGGACAUUACUCUGGAGGACUUCAUUACCAUCAAGGUGCUUGGCCCAGCCGUGGUGGGGGUGGAAGUUGCAGUGGAAGUGAUGGUGCUUAACCCUCUCUCGGAGAGAGUGAAAGACUGUAUGCUAAUGGUGGAGGGCAGUGGCCUUCUCCAAGGACAGCUCAGCAUCGAUGUGCCCAGCUUGGAGCCCCAAGAGAAGGCCUCGGUCCAAUUCAAGAUCACCCCCUUCAAGAGCGGCCCACGGCAGCUGCAGGUAGACUUCGUCAGCCCCCACUCUCCGGACAUCAAGGGCUUUGUGAUCGUCCACGUGGCCACGGCUAAAUGACAGGCAUGAAGGGCUGAGAAGGGAGGAGAAGGUCCCUAUUUCUCUCCUGCCCACUUCUCUGCCCUUCCCCUAUGGGAGUCAGCAGGCCUGGAUUCCAGUCCCGCUUCAGCUUCUGCCCUGCUCUGUGAACUUGGGCAAGUCCCUCCCUUCCUAAGUCUCAGUUUCCUCAUCUGUAAAAUGAGGUGUUAGACUCAGUAACCCUUAAACUUUGGGUCUCCCACCUCCAUCUCAUCACCCUUGUUGCUGGGAGACUGAUGAAUUGAGUGUCACAGUAACCUCGGCCCACCCAGCUGUGCCACCUCCUGCCCGCUCACCAUCAGCCUGGCUGAUCCCUGUGCUCUCAUUGCUUGUCUCUCGACACUUCAGUGCUCUGACCACAGCCAGAUCCAGAAACUCCUCCUAGCUCUGACAGAGAACCCAAAAGUGUUGGCACUGACAUCUAAACAUCCCUCAACACUUCCAUCCUACACAGAGGAGAGAACCUUGCUUAUGACCAUGGGAUGAGCUCAAGGCAGAUCUGAAGCCCGUGUACACACCAUUUACACCAGCAAAAUUGUACCCCAAAGUCAUGUUCCUGAAAAACACUGGGCUUAAAGUGAUGUGAGAAUUUCCCUCAGUGAAGACACAGGCCCAGCAGCUGGGGGCCGGGGGGAGGGUUACUGUUGCCUGAAAGAAGCUGAAGAUAGAGGAGGGAUCAUCGAGUGUUGGGGGAUAGAGCCCCAAAUCUAAUCUAGCUAUGGUCACAUAUGACCAGCUCAGUACACUAAGCGUUUAUUUACUUCUUUGGAACUAUAGUGUUGACUUUGAAAAACUCCCCAGCAGCUUACCCUGCACACAACUGCAUACUCUCUUAGUGUCAAAGCAAAACAGGAACUACUAGGAUGAGGACUAGAGAGGAUACCACCAGGCCCUGAAGAUGACUGCAUCAGACAUGGAAAUCGGCUCCAAAAUGCUCUAGAUAGCCAAGGAAUUGUAACUAAGCAUAUAAUUUAAGUAAUCUGAGCAACAAAAAAACAGGCGCAUCUGCAGUGAGACACCUCCUGGGCAUGAUUUGGGUGAGAACGAUUCGUGUAGUGGGUCUUUGCAGAAGGGUGGUCAGACAAACACAUAAACAGUGUCUGAUGGGUGGUCUUAGUGACCAAAGCCUUAUGAAGACAUCUCUCUGAUGAUUCCACUCAGCACAGGGACAGCUUGGAGAAUCCAGAUGAGUGGGUACAUUUUAAUGAAACAGGUCCUAAAUUCCAGGACUCCUCUCCAAACCAUCCAGAGGUUUUAAAUGCUGAUCCAUAGAGUGGCUCAGUGUAAAGAAUCCACCUACAACACAAGAGACAUGAAUUCUAUCCCUAAGUCAAGAAGAUCCCCUAGAGGAGGAAAUGGCAACCCUCGCCAGUAUUCUUGCCUGGGAAAUAGCCUGGGAGUAGCCUGGUGGGCUACAGUCCACGGGGUUGCAAAAGAGUCAGACACAAUUUAGCAACUAAAUAACAACCCACAUAAGAAAGGUAGGUGGAGGUUCAGAGGAGGCAGCUGUUUCCUUAAGAUUGAGCAACAGGAAGGGGCCUUGGGAGCUGGGGGCACUAGACACUUCAUUCUGCCUGCAAACACCAACUGUGUCUUCCUUAAAUUCAAUUGCCACAUGUUGAGCUUCCCAGGAAACUGACUCUGAGAUGGGGCUUAGGAUGCUGGGUGUUGACUGAAGGGUGACCUUGGGAUCAACCCUCAUGGAAGGGAAGGGGAUGAAGAAGGAGGAAGGAGAUAUCAACCCAUGAUACAGGCCCAGUGACAGCCUGGUUGUACCCACAGGCAGCUCUGGAGCUAGCAUGUCCUGUCAAGAGUAUGUGUGUUUGAAGAAGGGAAAGUAGCUGAAGGUGAUGGGGGUACCUGCCAGCUAGUCAUGUCUCUAGUUCAACCCCUUUGCACUCUCAGCUGGGCCAAGGUUUUGUCUUCACUGGGACAAAACUGAGCAGGUCCUUCCAGCUCCAACUGAAAGCAGAAGACACCCCAGCAGCCAAUGACAGCACCAUGGUCAGAGGCUGGAUAGGUGCGGACAUUGAGAGAUGGCCCAAGGGAGAGUGUGGAUGGAAAUACUACUUUGGAAGCUGUGAAGAAAAAUGUACAGGUAGGGAUUACCUGUCAGGUGGUAGGGCAACACCCUGACAGCGCCCUUCAUGGAGAAAGGCCAAACAGGGAUUUCAAGACGGCAAAGCCUUAGUCAGCUGGCUGUGGGGACCAUGGCUCAGGCCUCCAUGGUCCUUUGAGUGGUCUCUUAGACACCGCCAUAACCUUUAGGGAGGCUCUCAACACUGAGUUAGGGCAUGUUCUAGCUUUCUCAUGCCAGAGAGGCCUCCAAGCCCUUAGAUCAGGGGUUGGCAAGCUUUUACUGUCAAGGACCAGAUAGUGAAUAUCUGGGACUUUGCAGGCCAUAUGAUCUCUGUUUCAUCUACUUCACUCUACUGUUCAGUGUGCAAGCAGCCAUAAGCAAGGGGUAGACAAAUAAGUGUGGAUGUGUUGCAAUAAAACUGCAUUUAUAAAAACAGGUGGCAUGCGAAGUUUGGCCCACAGGUUGUGAUUUGCUGACUCUGUUGCAGAACAACAGGCUGGCUUAGCU